Dreissena polymorpha is the source of this 1480-nucleotide messenger RNA. RefSeq lists its product as uncharacterized. NCBI's taxonomy places the organism in Eukaryota, Metazoa, Mollusca, Bivalvia, Myida, Dreissenidae. Gene Ontology annotation, biological process: DNA repair; telomere maintenance. The coding region runs from base 455 to 1441 and encodes 328 amino acids. The transcript is spliced from 4 exons. The record is from RefSeq and is a predicted model, not a curated record. Gene Ontology annotation, molecular function: DNA helicase activity.
AACAAACAUUUGCGGUUUGAAAAUUUAAAGAACUAAAGCAAUCAAAUAUCGGCUAUACUAAUUUAUUUCUUUAAUGUGAGUGCAACUGUACAUAUUUGGGAUAUUGAAAAUGAACUCCCAACAGUUAAAAGCACUAAAUUUGGCUUCUAAAGGUCACAAUUUGUUAAUGUUGGGAUCCGCUGGCACUGGAAAAUCGUAUGUUGUGUCCGAACUCGCAAACCUUUUACACAGCAAAGGCUCCUGUGUUCAGGUGGCAUGUUCCACCGGGAUUGCCUGUGCAGUAUACGGUAGUGGAAGGCCCUAUGGUAUAAACACAGUUCACAAGUUCUUCGGUCUGUAAGACAGGCGACAUGAGCCUGAAGAAAUUGAGAACAUUGUACGUUUUAAUCCGAAAUUUCAAACAGUACUUGAAAACUUGACAAAAAUAGACUGUGUAAUAAUAGACGAGUGUUCAAUGAUUAGCAGGAAGACUUUUGAUACCAUAUACAAUGUGUGUAAAAUAAAAAAUCCCAAUUUACCAUUUGGUGGCAUUCAAAUUGUUUUAUGUGGUGAUUUUUAUCAACUUCCACCAGUGGUAAAUCUUAAAUACAAUGACACUGGUGAAUACUGUUUCCAUUGCAAUUUCUUUGAUGAUGUGUUCAGGCACAGGAUAGUUCUUGAUCAGAAUAUGCGAACAAAAUCAGGCGAGAUAUUUCUAACUUCUACAGUUCAGAGUGUGUUUGAAGGAAAUUGUAGUGACGAAGUAAAUGCAUUUUUGAACUCGUUAUCAAGGCCUCUGUCUUCAAGAAGAUCAGCACUAAGCACAAAGCUUUUUGCCACCAAUGCAUUAGUCGAUGACUAUAACCGAACUGCGAUGAUGAAACAUCCAGGUGAUUUAUUUGAGUUUUUUGCAAAAGAUCAGGGACAUGCAAAAGACUUGGAGAGAAUAGGUGCACCCAAAAUGCUGUGGAUGAAAAACGGAUGUCCUGUUCAGUUAAUUCACACAUUGAGUGAAAAACUUGUAAAUGGUGUAACAGGCAUAGUGCAAGCAUUAACUGCUGAAAAGGUUGUGGUAGAGUUUCCCUCUGUAAACAUCACCAGAGAAAUUCCUAAAAUUUCAUUCACAGUGUUCAAUCCAAAGGAUAAUAGAGUUACUGCCGAACGAGAGCAAUUCCCUUUAAAACCUGCAUUUGCGUUGACAAUUCACAAGUCACAGGGAAUGACAUUGGAGAAUGUUGAAAUCGACUGUUGCUCCAUAUUUCAACCUGGGCAGUUAGGCGUGGCAAUUUCUAGAGUGAGAAGUGUAGAAGGGUUGCGUGUUGUCAACUUCCAUCCGCGUUACUUGCUGAAGCCUACAAAAGAAGUAACAGACAUCAUGAAUGGUGCAGGGUUCGAACCACAAGAAGACCUGUCAUGCUGUAGGAAGACGAAAACAUUGAGUAAUAUAAAAUGUCAUAUUUAAAAAAAAAUAAAAAAUACAUGUAUAGUAUGAAUUUUACAA